UACACUUUUAUAUUAUCCGAGUGAAAGUGUUUAUUGUUUACAGAUUAUUUUUCUCUGAAACGGAUGCAUUUAAAAUUGUAGCUUUCAGGUUUGGACUCUUUUAUUACAAAUCGACUGGAGAACUUCUGGGUUCACUAGGAAAUCUAGCAAGCUUCCAUAAUCCGGAUUGCUCAAUUAGAGUUAGUACCUUUUAGUCCGUGAAUGAACGUUGAAAGUGGUAUAAAGGACUGGUUUCAUAACAGAGGCAUACAGCAUGCUAGCGGACGUUACUGGUGAAAUGGAAACGGACGUUACGGAUGGCAUGUUACCGGAUGUUACCACAGGAAUGGUACCGGAUGUUACCACAGAAAUAGUGGCAUAUGUAACGACACACAUUAUGAACAAUGUAACAUUCACGCCAGGAUUGACACUUCAACAACAGAAUGACGAGGAGUUUUACCGCCGACUGGCACCAGUCAUAUACCUCGCAGUUCUUAUGGUAGUCGGUAUCCCUGGCAACCUUCUCGUUCUCGUUGUGUACUUCCGGGACUUCACGCGGUCUACCCACAGAACAUUCAUCCUUAGUUUGGCCGCGUUGGACCUGAGUGUCUGUCUGGUGUCUCUGCCGUUUGAGAUUUUUGAAAUGAGAUUCCAAUACACUUUUUACAAUGUGAUUGCAUGUAAAUUGUUUAGAGCUAACAACAACUUUCUGUCUCUUGGCUCGAUUUUUACAAUAUUUUGUAUGUCAAUUGAUAGAUACAGACGAGUGUGUCGACCGUUACGCAUACAGAUGACUCCGAGCGUGAGUCUGCUCUACUGUUUUGGGGCUUUGGUCGUAUCCCUGAUAUUUGCGUGGCCAAACUUCGUCAUUAGUGGAAUCAGAAAUGUUUCAUUCAAGCAUAAUGUCACUGGUUCAGAUUGUUCCCUCUCAGAUCAAUUUGCUAAGACAAUCUACCCUAUUGUUUACGGAGGUGUGUUGUUCAUCAUAUUCCUCAUCGUCAUCGUCUUCCUUAUCGUCGUUUACUCACUCAUUGCGAGAAAGAUUCACAAACACAGCAAGUUUCGCGACAAUUUCCAAUCAACCUCUUCUUGCAGUAGUACGCCGACGCAAGUAUCAGCCAUUUCAAAUCCCAAUAGCAACGAGAGUAACGAGAAGAACAAGAGUAGCAAAGAAGCGGGACUGGAACAAGUUGAACUUGACAUGACGUCACCAACAGUAAAACAGGAAGAUAUAAAACCUUCAGCAAAAGUGAAUUUCUCUUCAAGCGAGGCUACAGAACCGGUUGCAAAAUCUACAACGAAGAAUAUUUCUUCAACAGGGACUUCGCAAAGAACUGCAAAUAGAUCAACAAAGGCAAAUACCACGCUGCCAAAUGCUAGUAGAAAACGAACGGCUAAGAUAACAAGAAUUACGUUUACGAUCAGUUUAGUAUUCAUUCUGAGUUAUCUUCCCCACUUGGUACUCUCCUUGAUGACGGCAGUGAAGGGAGGAUUCGUCGCAAAACCAGGGCCGAUCGUAUCAGCGUUACUGCCGAUUGUCACUCGCUCAAUCUUCAUCAACAAUGUGGCUAACCCCCUUAUCUACGGCUUUUUGGAUCCGAAGUUUAGACAGAGUUGCAAAAAUGCCAUCAAAAUAGUGCUACGCUGAAUAACUUAUCAUCGUUUUAUUGAAAAUUGUUCUUCUACAUUAGAACGGUUACCAGAUAUUGGUUUUUAUUAUUCAUCGUGCCAAAUUAAUCUUUUAAAUGUUUCUGUCAAAUAGCCUACGGAUAUGAGUUCGGGCCUGACUUGAAUAAUUACGAUUGUCCUUAAGAGACAGAAAAUCAACAACAACAUGGCACAUAUGGCCAAACGCUUGACAGAUGUAUUAAUUUAGCCGCCACCUUAUUGCGCUCCUAGCUUUCGAAGAAGACAGACUACAAUGGCUUUUGUUAAAGAGCAGCUAUACCCUGUAGGUAAAGAGGUUCCAGAUGCUUACAUUGAUGGAAAAGUCAGGCUGCCGGCUGCUGGAAUAUAGUAAUCAGAUGCAUAGUUUACAGUUAACAGGCCCUAUUCCGAACCAAAGAGGACGCUUUUCCAUCUCCAACCGCAGAAUUGCAUCAGAGGUAGUUGAAGGGCACGCCAACAUCCAACAGCCCGAACACGACGGACCAAAGACGCAGAACAUCGUCAGAUCCAUCAACAGGAUAUGCCAGACCAUGCGGCCCAAGGACCCUCAAGAUCUGGAUUUUGAGAUGGACAGAGACUUUCUUGAUCCACUGCACCCAAAUUCUUUCUGCGGGCCAUCACCGUCGACGGUAAGCCCCAUCUUACCUUGGCAACUGACAGACAACUCGACCUCCUCGCCAAGACCAAGACUUGUUAUAUGGAUGCCACCUUCCGUGUUGUACAUGAACCUUUUACUCAGAAUCCAUAGUUUUGUGCGUUUAGGAAACAGAUACCUUUUGUAGUCUGUUUUAUGUCUGGAAAGCGUAUUCAGAUGUUUAUGAGGUGACUCGUCAAGUUCAAAUUAUUGUUUACUUAAAAUUUACUGAUUUCACUGACAUAUGCCUAUUAUUACCAUCAACUGACAAUUCAGUUUGGAAAAAAAAAAGAGAAAAUGAUUCAGUGUAAUAACAAAUAAGUAUUCAACUACAUGUAUGUAAACUAUACAAGUGAUAAGUGUGUAAGUGAUAGAUAGCAAUACCAAACACAUAUUCACAUAUUUUUUUUUUGGAAUACAUGAAAGUAACAAUAAAGUUUACUUUCUACACAAACGAUUCCUUUGUCAAGUUAUAACUGAGUGAGCGAUUUGUAUUUUUUUUUACCUGUACAACGAUGUGGCGAAAUUGUAAAAUUUUCGUUUCACUAGACUCGGGACGUUUUGCCUAUCGAUUGGGAGCGUAUACACACUGCAUCAGAUAGGUUACAGGUAAGGUGUAGAUAUAAUAUAUUUCCAAACUAAUGAAUCUUAUUGACGAUACAUGAAAGUAUUCUGUAAUGGUUAAUUGAUUAUAAUUCCAGGAUUGUUAUCCUUAAAUAAUGACACUAUUUUUUUUACAUUGUGAGGUCCUUAGAAGCAUCGACCGUCAGCUUCCAGACAGUUUCAGCUAGUAAAGGAAGCUGGUGUUUGGCAAGUCAUCCGCCAGAGGUAUCCCGACUCUAUGACAGGGGAUGUGGUUUUCACUGGACACAGGUUUUCACGAGAUUGUGAAAAUAUUGUAGACUUUAUAUAAUUUUCAAUUACACAAUAUACAAACUAUAGAUUUAUUAACUUUAAGACUGCCUACAUUGAGCGAGGGGAUGGGUAUGCAUAUCUACGCCAGGUUCUCUCAUUACCCUCCUUGCCAGAAGCGCAGAUCACCGAUACCUUUCAUCGUAAAGCAGACCGUGCGGUACCGGUAUCCUUGGUUCAGCUGACAGAAUAUAUUUGGCGGACCUGGGUCAGAAGCAGGACAUCCCCCAUCAGGACUUGGUCAGUUUACAUGAGAUCAAUAAGAACGAACAAUUCUGUGGAGGGCUGGCACAGCAGGUUAAACAGCAGAGUUAACACCAGAGUAG
Molecule: messenger RNA, 3519 nt
Organism: Mizuhopecten yessoensis (Yesso scallop)
Lineage: Eukaryota; Metazoa; Mollusca; Bivalvia; Pectinida; Pectinidae
Product: putative tyramine receptor 2
Exons: 4
Coding region: 254-1627 (457 amino acids)
Biological process (GO): neuropeptide signaling pathway
Cellular component (GO): membrane
Molecular function (GO): G protein-coupled peptide receptor activity
Source: RefSeq, a predicted model, not a curated record